Messenger RNA from Pimephales promelas (fathead minnow), 1311 nucleotides. Lineage: Eukaryota; Metazoa; Chordata; Actinopteri; Cypriniformes; Leuciscidae. The record is from RefSeq and is a predicted model, not a curated record.
AUGACAAUUGAGGAAGAGCAGUCCCGUGAAGAAGAGGAGACGGCUGAACAAAGUGAGGACAAGCUGGCAGAUGAGGGUGUGGACGUGGGUGCAGAGUCAGAGGAUGAUCCUAUGGACACUGUCAGUGACAAACAUGUCAUCCUCACUCAAUUAGAACAGGUGGAGGAGGAGGACAGUCCUGCUCUGCAGGAUGUGCUCAUGACCAAGAGCCAUCUGCAUCUUCCUGGGCUGGAGGAAGUGGAAGCCUUGGCCCUGCUCCUUUUAGAACUGGCAGACAACAGUGACCGUCACCUAGUGCCAGCUGACCUAAGGCUGAAGAUUGGCACUGCAGUUGGUGCUCUGCAUGAGCAUGACAGGUCUGCAGCCAACUUUGUAAAAAGGUAUGAGUCUAGGUGGGGUUACACCCUGUUUGGCAGAUGCUUGGGAGCUGACACACCUGAGAACAGAGCAGCACAGAAGACAAAGUUUUCCUGGAUGAGGUACCCUCAGGCAGCCCAGGUGACUGAGGAUAGUCGUCUGUUGUACCUCAUUAUUAAGAUGCUGAAAAACCGGCCACCAGCCAGUCGUCUCACCUCCCCCACUAAAAUCACCAAUGCAAUCAAGGGCCAGUAUAAAAGGAUUGUAGACCGAGUCAGAGACGAUCCCAUCCUCAACGGUCUCUCCAUUCCUCUGCCCAAUCUGAAUGCCAAGUCCAUCUCUACAUUCAUGGCACGGGAAGAGAAGAAGGCUAACUACAGGGCAACAGUAAUGCCAAAGGUGAAACCCCACCAAAGAGUGCUGUCAGAAGAACCAAUGCCAGCAGCUCCCACUCUGCCAGAAUCCCUACCAGCUCCAGAUCGACCUCAGGUUCAGUACCAGAGCCUACGUCAUACUGCUGGGAAAAGGCAUGGUCAGAAGCGGAGGGUAGAUGUGGAAGAGCCGGAGCUUGUGAACCGGCCCAUUCAACCUAAACCCCCUGUGUACAUCCCACCGAGAGCGUCAGCAGCACCUGUCCUGGUAGUGGUUCCUGCACAGCCACAGGGACCCUCCAUGAUGCUCUGUGGGGCAUCCAGAAGUCAAGGCUUCAUACCUUUCGCACCGCCUCCUGCGCUGACAUCCAGACCAAUCAAGCCUCAUAAAUCAAUGAAGCCUUGUGGGGCCUGCCAAGUACCCCAGUGUGGUGGGCAGCGUAAGAGAUACACGCCCUCCAAAGACAAGGCAGCUGAAAGUAGCCAAAAAAUAUUUACUUAUUGCCCAGCAACUAGGAAGUCCACCACUUCAGGUUUGAAGGUGUUGUGUUCAACAGUUUUGAACACUUCAAAAGUGUUGUAG